This is a messenger RNA of Annulohypoxylon maeteangense, 1924 nucleotides long. RefSeq lists its product as uncharacterized. The record is from RefSeq and is a predicted model, not a curated record. The coding region runs from base 93 to 1454 and encodes 453 amino acids. Gene Ontology annotation, cellular component: endoplasmic reticulum; ERMES complex. Gene Ontology annotation, biological process: phospholipid transport; mitochondrion organization. Gene Ontology annotation, molecular function: lipid binding. Lineage: Eukaryota; Fungi; Ascomycota; Sordariomycetes; Xylariales; Hypoxylaceae. The transcript is spliced from 2 exons.
CCUACAUAAAUCUACCAAUUUCUUCAAUUCCAUUUCCCGAUUAAAUGUAAAAGUCGGUCCAGGGCACCUGACCCUGGAAGCCAUAAACCGAAAUGGCUACGACGGAUAUGUGUCCGAUGAAACCUGAACCGACUUUGUCGUUCACCCAAGGGCUCAUCGUCGGCCAGAUCUCCGUCGUACUCCUCAUCGCUGCUUUUAUCAAGUUUUUCAUAUUCGGCGAUGCCCCGUCUCCCGAGGUGACCGCCACAAUCCGGGCCGCCGAGCGUCGAUCUCGGACACUCGCUCACCGGCAAUCCCUCCUCACCCUGCGAAGCACCACCCCGAAUUCUGCGAGGCCCGGUCAGCCGACGUUAAAUAAGAAAAAGUCGAGCAUACUACGGAGUCCUCCCACGCUGACCAUCGGUUCCAUCCUCAACAAGACGUACUACAACGUCGACAGCCACCAGCCCGAGUCGCUAGACUGGUUCAACGUGCUGAUCGCGCAAACCAUCGCCCAAUUCCGCAGCGACGCCCAGCAGGACGACGCCAUCCUAACCUCCCUCACCAAAGCCCUAAACGGGACCUCGCGCCCAGACUUCCUCGACGAGAUCAAGGUCACCGAGCUAACACUCGGUGAAGAUUUCCCCAUAUUUAGCAACUGCCGCAUCAUCCCCGUCGACGAGGUCGACCAGGAUGGAUUAAGCCUAAACAAGGGACCGCACGGGGAAAAGCGUUUCGACGCGAACAGCUCGCGAGCGAAGCGAGAAGGGUCGCGUCUACAAGCACGUAUGGACGUCGACCUAAGCGACAUGAUCACCCUCGCACUCGAAACCAAAAUCCUGCUCAACUACCCCAAGCGACUAACCGCCGUCCUCCCCGUCGCCCUCGCCGUAUCCGUCGUGCGGUUCAGCGGCACCCUCAGCAUCUCCUUCAUCCCAUCCAACCCAUCCCAAUCCACGCCCACAAUGAUGACAUUCAGCUUCCUCGACGACUACCGCCUCGACUUCUCCGUCCGCAGCCUCGUAGGCAGCCGCUCGCGGCUCCAAGACGUCCCCAAGAUCGCACAGCUCGUCGAGUCGCGCCUCCACCGCUGGUUCGACGAACGCGCCGUCGAGCCCCGCUUCCAAGAAAUCGCGCUGCCUAGUCUCUGGCCGCGGAAACGCAACACCCGCGGCGGUGACGACCCGCUCCUCGACCCCGCCCACGGCACCGCCGCGUCCUCCGUGUCCAGCGGCAGCGCAGGCAAAGGCAAGGGCCGCGAGAUCGCGCGUGAGCUCAAAGAAGAGGCUCGAAAGGAAGUCCGUGCCGAGGCUGCCGCGGGCCAGCGGAGGGAUCUGAGAGAUAGGGAGAUAAGCCCGCCGGAAAACCUGCGGUAUAGACGCGCUAGGGGCCAGCGCGACGGCUCGGCGAUCAGUGAGUUUAGUAUGCCGGGGAGUCUGCCCGGGAUGGGGAUGGCGCUUGAUUUGCCGCCUUGAGGGUUGGGGGGUGGGAUGUUGGGUUAGUUAUGAAGUAAGAAGAGAUGAAAUGAGAUGAGACGAGAUGAUAUGAGAUGGGAUAGGAUGAUGUCGACGAUGUUGAUGAGAAAUAUACCCGAGCCUACCGAUUCGCGUGUUAGGAGAACGCGGGGCCAGUCGUUGAAGUUUAAAAAACAGGAGCGAGAAUAAGGGAUACAGGGCACAGCGUCCGGUAGUGAUUCCUGCCGCCUGGUAGAUCGUGCUUUAUGAGAGGCGAGACGAGGCGGGUAGGCCAAGUGCUCGGUCGAGUCAUCGAACACUUUGUAAGAUUGGUCAUAUGCGGUAUUAAAACAGAACGCAGACCGCACCUCUCCACGGUUGGGUUAUGUAUAAAUUGUAGACUAUCAGUGUAGCCAAUACAUACUAGAACAAGCCCGACGACGAUCGGAGGCAGAUAUAUCACCACUAAUCUAAUACACUAAAUCACGAAG